This is a messenger RNA of Saccostrea cuccullata (small rock oyster), 1773 nucleotides long. RefSeq names its product V-type proton ATPase subunit d-like. Gene Ontology annotation, molecular function: proton-transporting ATPase activity, rotational mechanism. Gene Ontology annotation, cellular component: vacuolar proton-transporting V-type ATPase complex; proton-transporting V-type ATPase, V0 domain; plasma membrane proton-transporting V-type ATPase complex. Gene Ontology annotation, biological process: vacuolar acidification; proton transmembrane transport; vacuolar transport. Bases 76 to 1137 code for a protein of 353 amino acids. Lineage: Eukaryota; Metazoa; Mollusca; Bivalvia; Ostreida; Ostreidae. The transcript has 8 exons. The record is from RefSeq and is a predicted model, not a curated record.
AGAGGGCGACCUAAAAUUAUCAUUUCCGUAAUAUUGAUCACACGACAACAGUGGCAUUCAACACAAUUUGCAAAGAUGAUGAUGGGUUACAUGCAAGAGAUGACUUUUAAUAUAGACCACGGGUAUCUGGAGGGUCUGUUACGAGGAUUUAAGAGCGGGAUCCUCAAGCAGAGCGAUUAUUUAAACUUGGUUCAGUGUGAAACCUUGGAAGACUUAAAGUUACAUCUACAGAGCACAGACUAUGGAAAUUUUCUGGCUAAUGAACCAAGUCCCCUCACUGUGUCUGUGAUUGAUGACAAAUUAAAGGAGAAGUUAGUUGUAGAGUUUCAGCACUUACGUAAUCAGUGUGUUGAACCAAUGUCAACUUUCCUUGACUAUAUCACGUACAGCUACAUGAUUGACAACAUCAUCCUUCUAAUCACCGGAAUUCUACAUCAACGUCCCAUCAAUGAACUCAUUCCAAAAUGUCACCCACUUGGAAGCUUUGAACAAAUGGAGGCCAUUCAUAUUGCAUCAACUCCAGCAGAGUUAUACAAUGCUGUGCUGGUGGAUACACCUAUUGCUCCUUAUUUCCUUGACUGUAUAUCUGAACAAGAUCUUGAUGAGAUGAACAUUGAAAUCAUCAGAAACACAUUGUACAAGGCUUAUUUGGAGGACUUUUACAGUUUCUGUCGAGAGUUGGGGGGAUCAACUGCAGAAGCCAUGUGUGAAGCUUUGGCUUUUGAGGCUGACAGGAGAGCUUUCAUCAUCACGAUCAACUCGUUUGGGACGGAGCUGACUAAGGAGGACCGGGCCAAGCUGUACCCCCGCUGUGGUGACCUGUACCCCUACGGACUCCAGCUACUGGCCAAGGCUGACGACUACGACCAAGUCAGACAGGUCGCUGACAUCUACGGGAACUACAAGGACUUGUUUGAGGGAAGUGGUACUGGACCAGGGGAGAAAACUCUAGAGGACAAAUUCUUUGAACAAGAGGUAAAAUUCAUGAAGAACUCCUUCAUGCAGCAGUUUCAGUUUGGAGUGUUUUAUGCCUACGUCAAACUAAAGGAGCAAGAGAACAGAAACAUUAUCUGGAUAGCUGAGUGUGUGGCCCAGAGACAUAGGGCAAAGAUAGACAGCUACAUCCCAAUAUUCUGAUCAACCACAGGGACAAGGUUAUAUACUGAUAACAUGGCAGGAGGCCAAAAGGAGGGGUUUAUUGUCAAUUUAUAAGGCUGUGAUUUUCAAAUGACAAAAUGGGUUAAAUUAUCUCUUUGCAUUAUAUAUUUGGUGAGAACUCCUCAAUCAAACCUUUCUGUAACAUCUUUUUAUAUAAAUCUAAGACAUGUCUCAUCUCAGAUUUCACCAUAUAAAGUUAUUGAUUAUAUAUGAGGGUACAAGUUGUUGAAAUCCAAUCCAUUGUUUUUCGGUUGUAACAGUGUUGAUGUAUAUUAAUGCAUGUAAAACUUGUAGACUAUCAACUUCAAUCCCAAUGAAUUACAUACAGUUAGUUGUAGUUUAUUGUUUAGCAAGUAGUAGUAAUACCAGCAGACCAUUUCACAUCAUGUAUAUUCUAGUCAGAAGUUUGAUUUUAAAUGAUAUUUAGAACUGUUAGAAUCAUGAGUGUGAAUAAUGUGCUCAUGACUAUUGAUGUGUAAAUUGUUUAAUGUUUAAAUUCCACCGAGACAGCAUCUGACACAUGACAUUCCUUGUACAAGCCAUGUCUGGGAUAUUUGGCUUAUUGUUUUACUGGAAAAUGUAACCAAGAAUGUUAUUAAAAUUAUUAUCAUUGUA